Oncorhynchus nerka (sockeye salmon) is the source of this 1337-nucleotide messenger RNA. Its product is annotated as helix-loop-helix protein 2-like. Gene Ontology annotation, biological process: regulation of transcription by RNA polymerase II. Gene Ontology annotation, molecular function: DNA-binding transcription factor activity, RNA polymerase II-specific; protein dimerization activity; RNA polymerase II cis-regulatory region sequence-specific DNA binding. The coding region runs from base 614 to 997 and encodes 127 amino acids. The transcript is spliced from 2 exons. Lineage: Eukaryota; Metazoa; Chordata; Actinopteri; Salmoniformes; Salmonidae. The record is from RefSeq and is a predicted model, not a curated record.
AUGGUUUGGAUCUUAUCUCUCAUAGAAGCCGCCUGCUGGACCCGAUAACGUUCGGAACACACAGAAGUGGAAAGGACGGGAUUAUCUUUCGGCUUUUCAAUGCACUGACUACUGGCAUACGGUGCACGAGGGCCUUUCUUAUCACGGCCAUCUCCAUCCAGAAGAACGGACAAAUAUCUGCACUUUCAGCGAGAUCUUAUCGACACAACAAUCUAUUGUUUCCCAGCUGGGUGUUCACAAGGCACAAUAUUUUUAUCUUCAGAAAUAUUUAUCACAUAGUCGUUAACUAUACUAUCAACUAUACUAUCAUCUUCCCAACGAAUUGAUAUACCACAACUUGAAAUUAGAUGGUUCUGAGAUAAACAGCAUUUUGUUUGAUUCGACUGUUCAAAAUCUCCAAAAGUAAACAGCAAUUUAUUUCUUAAGGCGGUCAACAGUAGCCUAUAAUUCCUGUCAUGAAUUGGACUAAAUAAAAUGGUUUGUGAGAAAAAACUAAGGGAAGCACAGAGUUAAUUUGGAGUUGGAGUUUACUCCAACAGCUAUCAGGAAUCAUCAGACAGUUGUGUCUCUCAACUGUUUGUCAAGCUAUUUUUGGAUACGAACUGAAAAACUUAUGAAAAGACUGAAAAUGAUGCUGAGUCCAGACCAAGCUGAUUCCGACCUCGGAUGGGGACAAUCCGACGCAGAGUCGGUGCUCAAUGACCUCAAGGUCGGGUGCCUGUCCGACGAACCGAUGGAGGGGGAGGGGAAGACGAGGUCACUGGCCCAACCGACCCUCAGCAGGGAGGAGAAGAGACGGAGGAGACGUGCAACGGCCAAGUACCGCUCGGCCCACGCCACGCGCGAGAGGAUCCGCGUGGAAGCGUUCAAUGUGGCCUUCGCUGAACUGAGAAAGUUGCUGCCAACCCUUCCCCCUGACAAGAAACUCUCCAAGAUCGAGAUCCUUAGACUUGCAAUAUGCUAUAUCUCCUAUCUCAAUCACGUUCUGGAUGUCUAGUUGAAAUUAGUGAGAUACAUUUUCAAAUGGGAGAAUUGGACAAGGAGAAUGGAGGGACCAGAAAGAAAUAUGGGUGACAUCAUGUUACUUAUGAAAUCGGGGAUACAUGAAAGUUGCCAGAAAGUACAAAAAAGGGGGAGGAGAGAAGGAGUCUGCAGCCUACAGCCUACUUAUCCAUGAUUUUGAAGAAAAUGCCUGUUUGAUAUUGCGUAUGGUGAGGCUGGGUAACCCAGAUGAACGAAAGAACGGAUGUAAACGGAAUGAUAUAGCUGCUUUAUAGACAUAGCAUAGUUGAUGUUUCCAUAAAGGAGAACAAGUUCAAAUGCAUUAGUGCCACUUA